CCACCGGGGCGCGUCGGCGGCCGGCAAACGCGGAGAGACACGUGUAAGGUGCACGGUGUUGAUCAGUACAACACGGGAACGGGCCACCAUUUACGGCGUCCUAAUCUCUAUCUCUCCCUCUGUUCCGUUGCAGCGUGUUGUAAACCUUCUGUUGCAAAUUACGCCUAUGGCGAAGGAAUCCACCAAGCCAGGCAUGAUAAAAACAAACGGAUCUUCAGCGCACCAAACAAUAAUAAUCUCCUUCUCCUGCCGGUACUGGUUUUAAUGGAUGGAGGCAAGCGAUUUAUAGAUUACUAAAAUGUUCUCUGCCGACGCCACCGCUUAAUUUUACGAUGUUCUUAAAUCAAGUGCACGGAUUUUAGGGCUUUGAUCGGUGAAUACUGUGACAGCUUCUUUUUCAGGGGAUUAGUUUUGUUCUUUGUUGAAUCUGAACGGAUGCGUGUUGUUGCUGGUGAAGGCCAAUCAAUCAAUUGCCUGCUGUAUCAGGGAUUCUAAUGGAGAAACGUUUAUUCUUAUUCUGAGGGAAGCACCACAGAUUAAUCCUAAUCUGAGGGACUUUGGCUGAGAAACAAGCAUAUACAUUGGCUUGGAAUUAAUUUUUUUUUAAUUCUGUCCUAGAUUACUACAUUGGGCACCAUCAUGGAUGAUCCUCCUAGCAGAAGAAGUGUAACACCAGUUGCAGUUGGUAGGCAUGGUUCUCAUUUGACUUCUGGAGAGCUGAAUCAGGAAGCAAGAACUGCUCGUUAUUCUACUAGAUUUGGAGGUAGUAUCAGGGUACCUGCUAUCAAAUCCAAUGGCAUUGAAGAUAAGGAACAGGGACAGUCUUCCAAAACUGAUGCACGGCCUUCAAGCAGUAAACCAUUAUCCCAGAAGUCAGAUCUACCAGUUCCUAAACUGGGUUCCUCUAGUACAGCUAAACUAAGGAAGGCAUACAAGGUUUCUUCAAAUUCUAGUGGUUCAGGGCAGUCAAAUUCAAUAGGCAAUAUGCCUAUUGGGUUAGGUCAGCUAAGGCAUGUCGGGCAAAUAUUCCAGAUGGGAGGAGCAGGCAACAGCAGUAGGCUUGGUCUAGCAGAGAUAUCCAAUUUGACAUCCUCUGAAGGGUCAAAUUCUGAGUUUGAAUUUCGUCAGGAUUCACAGGCCUUUCCUACAAUUAGAAGUCCUUUUGAUAGAAGUUCAAAUAUUGAAAGGAAAGAACCAAGGGUUAUUUCUAGCAGGUGCCUAAACAGACUGGGAAGUUGGAACGAAUCAGAGUCACGAAAUGUAAAUAGAAGGUUGUCAGAUUUAAUUUAUGAAGAUGAUCAGCAAGUGUGGAUUGGUAAAGUGGAAAAUGGGUCUACAGAGUUAGGAGUAGGUCCUACAAGUUCUUUAGCAUCAAGCUUUGUAAAUGAUGCACCCUGUCCAUCAAUUAUUUCUGAAACUGAUCAUGAAAAUACUUCAGAUGAUUCCUUUGCAACAGUAUCAUCAAUGGCUGGAGAUUUGUUUGAUGUUGAUGCUGGUAGUAGCAGUGAUUCUUUAUUACAUUAUAGCCCACUUACAAAUGAAAGAUCUCAAGAGCAGGGGAAUUUGAGAAGGGGAGUAGUGGGCCAGGUAAAUAGCACUCCUGUAAGUCUUGAUGAGGAAAUAAAUAUUUCUAGGCCUUCUGUGUCUAAGCGGAAGACUUCUUUUCUAAGAACUGCAAGCCAAGUUGCAGGCAAAAGUUCCUCCCAAGAAAGUUCUACCACAGUUUGUGGAUCUGGAUCAAAAGAGAAAUAUGUUGGGAUGCCCUCUGUGGGGGGUAGUAGGCGUAAUUUUGGUAAAUUUGGCUGCACAUCAGCAUCUGAUGCCAUCCCUUCAAAUGGUUCUUCAUCCAAUUCCCGUUUCUCAGAGCAUUCCGGCAACAGGAGGACUGAUUCAGGUAGAAGAGUCACUGAUGGCCGUGAUUCAGUAAGGAGUCAACAUAAGGGGAAGGUGCCGGUGGUGGGCAAUACAGUCAGUCCAGUUUCGCAGAGAACCAUUCGUAAUGGACUAGGAGUUGGCCCACAUCAUCAGGCAAGUUCAACACCUCGAACCUCUAGGAGAACAGUUCGUGCCCCACAACCUGAUGCAUGGGGUUCUCAUGAAAUUAUUGGAGGGGACACUGUUAUGGAGUCAAGGCUUUCAAGUGAAAGUGGUACUAGUAGUAUGCGUGCAUUAGAAUCAAAUGCAAUGCUUGGUAAUAGACAUAGGGCUCGUAGCCCUUCUUCAACAGGUGGACGAAGUGCCUUGGGUGCUUUGCAAAGGAGGCAUGAUGUCUCAAAUGGUUUGGCCUGCACUUUGGGGGAGAGGGUAGCAAACAGACUUAAUGUUACAACUAGGCGGGGCACAUCAAACAGUGUAGCAGGUGUGCAUUUGUCGGGACCAGGAGGAUCUUCAAGUAGGCCCAACAGUAUCUGUACAGAUUCAGGCAGUAGUUCUUACAGCCUUUUGAGAGAGGAUGAGGCUGGCAGUAAUUUGUCUAUUAUAUCUGGUCCUGCACCUUCAAGAGCACCUCCACUGCCACCAGUGGCACAGACUAUUCGACAACAGACAAUUUCAUGCCCCUCUACAGGUUUACCAUUCUCAGGGCCCACUCCUCUUCGUGUAGCCCCAUUAUUGCAUUCAUCUGGUUCAUCAUCUUUAGCAUCUUCAAGUUCUCCAAGCUUCUGUGAUGGCACAGCUUUUGUAAGAUCAGCAUCAGGCAGUGAUGCUCUUCUUGAAAGGUCCAUGGUUUCCCAUCCUGAAAUUAAUGGACGCAGGGCUUUCAGAGCUCUGUCCAUUGAAAGUGACAGGCGUACUCAGCAUACUAUGGAAGGAUUAGCAGAGGUACUGUUAGCAUUGGAACGGAUUGAACAAGAUGAAGAUUUAACAUACGAGCAAGUAUUGAUGCUGGAGGCAAAUUUGUUAUUUGGUGGGAUAAAUCUGCAUGAUCAACACAGUGACAUGCGGCUUGAUAUUGAUAACAUGUCAUAUGAGGAGCUUUUAGCACUGGAGGACCGAAUUGGCAGUGUUAGUACAGGACUUACCGAGGAAACUAUUUCAAGAUGUAUGAAGAGAGUUAUAUUUUCUUCAGAUGCAGCAGUUGCUGACCUGAAUACCGUGGAAAGUGAAGUGAAAUGCAGUGUUUGUCAGGAAGAGUAUGAAGAAGGAGACGAGCUGGGUCGGCUAAGUUGUGAUCAUAGUUAUCAUUCUCCCUGUAUCAAGCAAUGGCUACUUCAGAAGAAUCUAUGCCCAAUUUGCAAAGCCCCAGCCUCCUCAUAAACGGAACAAACCGUUAAUACUGUUGGCUUGUGACAGAGGAGUAAAUUGUUGAUAUUAGUAAGUGACAAGUCCAAUAAAAAUGCAAUUUCAGUCAAUUUCUCCCACUAAUUGGGUAGAGACGAUUCAGAAAUUUGUUGUCCAUGUAGUUUACCCAUAUCUGGGUUUGUAAAAAAUCAUUGAAUCGCUUUACAUUGAUUUCUAUGAAAAAUUAAAAUAAAGUAUUGGAUGUUUGUUUUUU
Molecule: messenger RNA, 3493 nt
Organism: Cryptomeria japonica (Japanese cedar)
Lineage: Eukaryota; Viridiplantae; Streptophyta; Pinopsida; Cupressales; Cupressaceae
Exons: 7
Coding region: 640-3255 (871 amino acids)
Molecular function (GO): ubiquitin protein ligase activity
Source: RefSeq, a predicted model, not a curated record